Camelus dromedarius (Arabian camel) is the source of this 2708-nucleotide messenger RNA. It is a transcript of the gene TOM1L1, whose product is annotated as target of myb1 like 1 membrane trafficking protein. NCBI's taxonomy places the organism in Eukaryota, Metazoa, Chordata, Mammalia, Artiodactyla, Camelidae. Gene Ontology annotation, biological process: signal transduction. The record is from RefSeq and is a predicted model, not a curated record. Gene Ontology annotation, molecular function: clathrin binding; phosphatidylinositol binding; ubiquitin binding. Gene Ontology annotation, cellular component: membrane; endosome. The transcript has 12 exons. Bases 74 to 1384 code for a protein of 436 amino acids.
GCCAGGGCCCAGGCGGGUGGAGUCGGGAGCGGCGACGGCGGAGGCGGAGGCUCGGCUGGUUCCCUGCGCUACCAUGGCGUUCGGAAAGAGUCACCGGGACCCGUACGCGACCGCCGUGGGCCACCUCAUAGAAAAGGCUACAUUUGCUGGAGCUCAGACUGAAGACUGGGGCCAGUUCAUGCACAUCUGUGACAUAAUUAACACUACCCAGGAUGGGCCAAAAGAUGCAGUGAAAGCUUUGAAGAAAAGGAUUUCCAAAAACUACAAUCAUAAAGAAAUCCAACUCACCUUGUCACUUAUUGACAUGUGCGUGGAGAACUGUGGUCCGAGUUUCCAGUCUCUGAUUGUGAAGAAGGAAUUUGUUAAAGAUAGUCUAGUUAAGCUGCUGAAUCCCAGAUACACCUUGCCAGUAGAUAUUCAGAAUAGAAUUUUGAAUUUUAUUAAGACUUGGUCGCAGGGCUUCCCAGGAGGCGUGGAUGUAAGUGAGGCGAAAGAAGUGUACCUGGAUCUUCUUAAGAAAGGUGUUCAGUUUCCUCCAUCAGAUGCAGAGGCUGAAGCGGCCAGAGAAGAGACUGCUCAGAUCUCACCAAAUCCGUCAGCAUCUGUUCCUACUGCACCGGCUCUUUAUUCUAUGGUUCCCAAGAGCUCCACUGUUACACUGGUCCCAGAACAGAUUGGAAAACUGCACAGCGAAUUGGAUAUGGUGAAAAUGAAUGUGAGAGUGAUGUCUGCCAUACUGAUGGAGAAUAUUCCUGGGUCUGAAAACCGGGAAGACAUGGAGCUUCUGCAGAAACUUUAUAAGACUGGUCGGGAGAUGCAGGAGAGGAUCAUGGACCUGCUGGUGGUGGUGGAGAAUGAGGAUGUCACUGUUGAGCUGAUUCAAGUGAAUGAGGAUUUGAAUAACGCCAUCCUUGGGUGUGAGAGGUUUACUCGAAACCAACAAAGGAUUUUGGAGCAAAAUAAGAACCAGAGGGAAGAUGCCAAUACUACCAGUGAACCUUCUGCCCCGUCCUCUGAUCUCCUUGACCUAAGUCCUAUCCCUCGGAUGCAUAGGGCCUCUCUGGGAGAACUCAACACCCUGAAUGCUCAGCUUUCAGACUUAAAUUUCAGCUCUCCAAGUCCUGUUGUAACAAACAACUUGAAACCCAGUCUUCACGCACAGGUGGAUUUACUAGCCUUGGAAAAUACAGAAACACCCCUGAGUGUUCACAGUUGCUUGUUGAAGCAUUUGUACAGUAGCUACUUUAAAACCUCCGUGGGACGGUUUCAUCAUCUCUGUCCGCUAGAUGUCAGCCUCUGCUGGUUGUCUUUUCUCUUGCAAGUUGAAAUUUUCACAGUUCUUCAUAUGCAUAGUAAUUUGGGGUUGUAUCUUGGACAUUUUUAAUGUUAUGAUACAAUCGCUCUUAUUUAAAUUCUGUCAGGAAUGUUGAUAUUUUGCUUUUAGUAGGCAAGCAACCUCUUGAGGUUUAUGCUGCAGUUGCAACCUGCCUUCUGGGUGCUUUGGUUCCAAUGGCAGUUAAGUUUUCAGAGUCCCUGCAGUGCUAUUCAGAUCUGUCCCAUGUGUGUGCCACCCAGUAGUCAGUCUAAGGUCUGGACAGCAGGCUGUGUGUGUAAUUCUCAACAUCUUUGGCAUCAGCCAUGGAUGCACAGAUCAGGGUGUGAAUCCAGGAUUUCAUAAACAACUUGGAGGUUGUUUUCCUGAAUUCCUCCCUCGUCAUGAUUUCUCUGAUUCUUGGCUUUCCUGGGACUCCCUUUAUUUUGCUUCUUCAGUAAGAAAGCUGAAGAUUUACUAUGCCGUGCAUUUCUCUGACUAUGUUUUGGGGACCAGACGGCAGCACAGAAAGGAUCGAAGAAACACCAGAGGUUUGCCCCAUCCUCUUGGCAUCACAGUUCCACCUGUUAGAGAGGAGGGUUCCCCUCACUCAAGAGUUUUAAGCCCCUGUGGGUCCCUGUUACCUCUGCUGUCACUGCAGCCACCUUGGGAUUGCCUAGGGUUUGGAGUGAGAGAACAAAGAGGAGAAGAGAGCUGAGGGAUUUCCUCACUGCCUCUGAGCAUCGGGAUUUCCCUUUCCUGGUCCUUGAGAAAGAACGAGAGGCUUCUACUGGAGCUCUGCCUGUCCGCACUGCCACUUUCGGGUUUUAGGCUGCAUUGCAUCCUGGUUAGGGAACACCAGAGGGGCAAAAUGUGGUUAAGUUCACCAACAAUUCAGUGAUACUCAAAUUCUAGUCUUCUCUCCCAAUCAGUCUGUAACUACUAGUAUUUACUUUUCAGUCCUCAGAUAUUUAUUUGUCUCAUGCGUCCUGUCUAGGUUUAUUGUAGUUGCAUUUGGUGGGAGAGACAGGACAAGGUGUGUUUACUCCAACUUUACCCUCAACUGUCCCCACUUCGUAACCUCUACUCUGCAUUGCCCCUCAUUCUUCAGGAAGUGAUGGGGUGGUAGCCACUCUGACACAAAGGCUGAAGGCUCUGCUGACAGACGCAGUGUGCACGCUCCAGGGUCUCAGGGCGACCACUGUCAAGGGACAGUGCUUUGCCUGCGCUCUUGGUGGGACUUGGGCGUCACGACCCGGUGGGCACUAAAACCAAUGGCAGUUGUUCUGUGUGUGCAGUCUGAAGGUACAUUUUAGAUUUUGUUUUUAGACGAGGAAAGUCAUCUUCUUGCAUUUGUGUCCUCACUGUAGGGUAAUCAUGCUGUGUUAUCACACUA